Cyclopterus lumpus (lumpfish) is the source of this 4623-nucleotide messenger RNA. RefSeq names its product erythrocyte membrane protein band 4.1 like 5 (gene epb41l5). The record is from RefSeq and is a predicted model, not a curated record. Gene Ontology annotation, cellular component: cytoskeleton. Lineage: Eukaryota; Metazoa; Chordata; Actinopteri; Perciformes; Cyclopteridae. Bases 222 to 2552 code for a protein of 776 amino acids. The transcript is spliced from 26 exons. Gene Ontology annotation, molecular function: cytoskeletal protein binding.
ACAUCCGGAGGAAAGCUUUGCCUCCUACUUUUUGUUGGGACCUGAGAGAGAAAAUUAUCCCCGCAGAAGGAAACGAGGUGGGGAGAAAAGAAAAGAAGAAGAAACAGGAACAAGUUACAAACAUGGACAUGUCCGAGGUGGCUGUUUACUCGUCUACAAUGCAAGCGGACGUCCUUUCCCCUUGAAUUCGUUCUUUUGUGUAACCCUCCCUCCCUCCCAUCAUGCUGAGUUUCCUGCGCAGGACGCUGGGCCGACGUUCCAUCCGGAAACACGCAGAGAAAACUCGCUUACGGGAGGCCCAGCGUGCCACGACACACAUCCCUGCUGCUGGGGAGGCGAAAGCCGUCAUCACCUGCCGCGUGUCCUUACUGGACGGGACGGACGUCAGCGUUGACCUGCCGAAAAAAGCAAAAGGUGAGGAGCUGUUUGACCAGAUCAUGUACCAUCUGGACAUCGUAGAGAAAGACUACUUCGGACUGCGCUUCAUGGACUCUGCACAAGUGCCGCACUGGCUUGAUGUUACAAAAAGUAUCAAAAAACAAGUGAAAAUCGGCCCACCGUACUGCCUUCACCUGAGAGUUAAGUUUUACUCUUCAGAACCAAACAACCUGCACGAGGAGCUCACCAGAUACCUAUUUGUGUUACAGUUAAAGCAAGACGUCCUCAGUGGCAAGCUAGAAUGUCCAUUUGACACGGUGGUGGAGUUGGCUGCCUUCUCGAUACAGGCUGAGAUGGGUGAUUGUGACCCAUUGGAACAUAAUCGGGAUCUGGUGUCAGAAUUCCGCUUCAUCCCCAACCAGACCGAGGACGUAGAGCUGGAGAUAUACAACAAAUGGAAGGAGUGCAGAGGUCAGAUGCCAGCCCAAGCUGAAAUUAACUACCUGAAUAAAGCCAAGUGGCUAGAAAUGUAUGGGGUGGACAUGCAUAUGGUCAAGGCAAGAGAUGGUAAUGAGUACAGUCUGGGUUUGACACCCACUGGAGUUCUGGUGUUUGAAGGAGAAACCAAGAUAGGGCUCUUCUUCUGGCCCAAGAUUACUUGUCUGGAUUUUAAGAAGAGCAAACUGACGCUUGUGGUCGUGGAGGACGAUGACCAGGGCAAAGAGCAGGAGCACACCUUUGUCUUCAGGAUGGACCACCCCAAGGCCUGCAAGCACCUGUGGAAGUGUGCUGUGGAACACCACGCUUUCUUUAGGCUGAGAGGGCCGGUACAUAAGAACUCUGCGAGCUCUGGAUUCAUACGCAUGGGAUCACGCUUCAGAUACAGUGGGAAGACUGAGUAUCAGACAACCAAGGCCAAUAAAGCCAGGCGGUCUACCUCCUUUGAGAGAAGGCCCAGUCGACGUUACUCCAGAAGAACCAUGCAGAACAGAGGACCGUUCCAUCACCAGGAGCUUCUUUCCUCAGGCAACGGAGUCGGCUCCAGCAGAGGCAACAAGGCUUCUCCCAGUAGAAGUGCCUGGUCAGCUGUGCCCGUGGUCAGCCCGAUGGCUGCUUCUGCCUGUGCACCGAUGGAAAUUGAAGCUCUACCCAGGAGUCCCGGAGGAGAAAAGAGGAGUAUGCCAGUGGUUGCUGACCUGUUGGAAACGUGCAUGGAUGAUGUCCUCCGGGCUCCUGUCGUUCCCACGGAGACGGCUACAGACGAGGCCGGACCAAGCUACGCCUACGCUGCCACUGACGAUCCUCUCAGCCUCGCUGAAGCAGCAGCUCGUCUGAAGCAGCUUGAGUUGGAGAGCAGUCCGCUUCUUGGUACUCCAAUAAAUGUCAAUGUUAAUAUGGUCAUGAACAAUCAGGAGGAUGUGGUGAAGCUCACAGAGAAGUGUGGUCUGAGCAGCACAGGCAGUAGUCCAGUUGUUACUCCACUGUGCACCCCAGAGGGCCUGAAGAGUAACAUCCUGAAAGCACGAGUUGAGGCUGCUGCCCUCAAGGGAUCUUUGGAGGAACACGGCGUACUUGGUGGAGAUAAAAACUGUAACCUGCAGGAGGCCUCAGCCAGGUUGAAGGUGCGCGCCGGGCGACUGGGCAGCAACUCGUCUCUGUCCGUCAGCAGUCGCCCUGAAAUCCAAGACUCCUGGGACCUGCUCAAGUCCGCCUCACUGGUCUCAUCAGCAGGGGCCAGUGCCGAGAGGCUAGCUGAGGACGUAAUCCCCUGUGUUCCCAAGAUGCCCUCUGAGUCUGCCAGCGAAGGCCCGUCACCAAAGGAUAAAGUGGAGGAAGUUGACCUGCAGAACAUCACCUCACUGUGUGACAACCUGAUUGAUUUCACUGAUCCAACCCCCAUGUUGGCACCAGUGCAUCAGCCCAAACCUCCCAUCACACCUCGCUGGAUCAUUCCUGCAACUGCUCCUCCUGGUGUCUUUACUAACGGCCUACUCGACCUUGACCCCCCUGCUAAGGUCAACCCUCUUCUCCCUGCGGAUGGGGGAGCAGCUCUCACCCCAGUCCUCCCCCUCCUCGCUCACACACGUAACACCAUCUUCGCCAGCACGGCGGGUCAGCAGCCAGCCGCGGAGGAUGGAGCCAAACCCAGAGGUCUCCUAACCACUGAGCUCUGAUGGAGAAGUGAGGAGCGGCUGUCAACACGUUCCCCGACUGCUUUCCCAUCGCAACCCACACACACACACACGCACACACACACACACACACACACACACACACACACACACACACACACACACACACACACACACACACACUAGCUGAUCACUGAGGUGCUCUGAGGAAUGUGGAACCAGGGGAAGAGGCAGCUUACAAACACAAUUUCACCCACGCUGACAAACAGAUUAGACAAACUGAACAUAGUGCACAGGAAAAUAAUAGGAAUAUGACGACAAGAUAACGUGACGCAAAGCCUAGUUUUUGUAAAACAGUUAAAACAAAACAUUUAGCUCCAGUAUUAACAUCUCAAGAACACUUCACUUGGGAAUCUCCUGCAUGAGUUCACGGAUCGUGACCUGCAUUUUGCUUAAUCCAUCCAGUCAGCCGAACCUCUGUCCCGUCAUAACUGGAGAAAAGUGUUAAAGUCUUUUUAUUCCACUUGUUAGCUCCAGAGGUCAAGUUGAGGCUGACGCACUAAAAUCGUAAAAAGCACGAGGCUUCUGACUCAAAGGGAAGUUUGUCUCUUUUUAGCGCGGCUUUCCUCCCAUUUAUUUUAUUCUUUUAAUCAUGCUGUUUUAUUGCUGGUUAUUCACACCAAUGGAUCACUGUGGCUCUGAGCUCGUCUGUACGCACACAGAUCACACAGGAUGUAGCUCUGCUGUGCUGAAGUGCACUAAAAGAAGGCUAUAAAAAUAAAAGAAAGACAAUGACUUAAAAUGUUGACUCCAAGAGAUAAAAAAAACGCCUGGACUCUGAACAUAAAGUAUUGAUAUGAUACUGUACUUUGUUUUUAUCUAAUUCUACUCGUGAAACUGGUCUCUUUGGCAGCCACUGGAUAUGAAGACGUCACUGGAUUAUUUUUGAAACACUGGACCUUGAAAUUGAUGUUUUGCAUUGGAUGACAAUGUAACUGACCACUUUUCUUUUUUUUAAUUUUAUAUAUCCUGUUCUUACUUUUCCUUUUUUUUUGACAUUUUUUAAUUUGCUCAUAGCAGUACUUCACACACUUUCGUACCGGCACGAUGAGGGAUUGACCGUCACUGAUGGAAGUUCAUCUCGUUUUGGACCCGUUGUGUUGCUUUGUAAACUUUUAUCGUGACUUUUGAGCAAAAAUUGAAGAUUAAGUUUUACCAUUUUGUGUCAAAUGUGAUCUAUGUUUUCACUUUACUUCACUGACUCCACUUGCGACAAUUUUUCAUUUACUACAAUUGUUUUAUUGGCAAUGUAAAUGCAAGAGGCUGCUCGAUUCCUUUUGAAACCAACGCGUCUGCAUAGCUGAAUUCAUUUAUGACUGUAGUCUCCCUCGUUACAGGACACGGCUCCUGGACUUCAUAUUUGCUGUAGCUUCGACCUGCCUUAUGGAAAUGAAUGUAUUCACACCGUCUCAUCUGGGAAUGCUGGCGAUGCCACAGUGGCAAAACUUGUUAAAUUCUCGUAACUGGAGGAAAACCUGUGAAAUAUCUUAAGAGAUGAUUUUAUACGUGUUAAAUUGAGGCCUAAUUCUACAAUUUCCUGAGUUAUUAAUUAAAUGUAUAACAUUGACUCUUAAAAUAUAUAUUUUUUAUCUCAAUGCCCCAUACAGCAUAAUCACCAAGUCUAGACCCUCAUUUAAGUUAUGUCUGGGUUUUUCAUAAUGAUGGUGGUUUAAUUCUCGGUCUUGACCGAGGGAAGCCGACUGUUCUUCUUAGCCGUUAUUUAUGCCACUAUUCGGUGUUCAAAUAUGACAUGAUGUCCAAAAGUGUUGUAGCGUACAGUUGUAAUGUAUUGUCAGUAUUAUGGCAUCGGCUGGCUGUAGAUAUGAAGUAGAUUUAUAUAUAUAUAUUUCUGAAACUUGUGCUGGCAGUAUUAUGACACACUGAGAAGAUUUCUCUGAUUACAAAAAGAAGUAGGAAACGUAUUACUGAUUGAGCUGACUAGAAAAAACACAGAUUGUGACCUUUUCAAAUGCAAUUUUAUAUCAACUUUUUAUUUUAUUUUUCUGGAAUACCUGAUCAUGAUUCAGUAAAGCUUUGCUACAGUAGUAGUCAA